Messenger RNA from Lepisosteus oculatus (spotted gar), 382 nucleotides. The record is from RefSeq and is a predicted model, not a curated record. NCBI's taxonomy places the organism in Eukaryota, Metazoa, Chordata, Actinopteri, Semionotiformes, Lepisosteidae.
UUCCUCUCUGAGUUCCGCCAUGGAGAAGUCUGGGAUUAGUGGGAAAGUGUGGAUUCUGUGUGUCUUGCUUUUUGUGUUGCUGGAUGUGGCUCUAGCCCAGAAUCAGAAAUGUCUGGUGAGCGAUAAUGACAAGGUGGUGUGUGGAGACCCAACCGUCACGAGAGCCGACUGUGAAGCAGGAAACUGUUGCUUUGAUCAGACAAGCCAGAGGCGCUGCUACUAUGGGAAUGAUGUGACUGUGCAGUGCACCAGGGAUGGUCAGUUUGUGGUUGUGGUGUCCAGGAAUGCCACCAGCCCUCCGCUGAGCCUGGACUCGGUCAGUCUGCUGGGGGGUGGCAGUGCAGCCUGUGGCCCUGUUGGCACCACUGCUGGCUUUGCCAUG